This is a messenger RNA of Theileria orientalis strain Shintoku, 1134 nucleotides long. Its product is annotated as splicing factor. The transcript is spliced from 3 exons. NCBI's taxonomy places the organism in Eukaryota, Apicomplexa, Aconoidasida, Piroplasmida, Theileriidae. The record is from RefSeq and is a predicted model, not a curated record. Gene Ontology annotation, cellular component: nuclear speck; commitment complex; U2AF complex. The coding region runs from base 1 to 1134 and encodes 377 amino acids. Gene Ontology annotation, molecular function: poly-pyrimidine tract binding; pre-mRNA 3'-splice site binding.
AUGGGUCAAACCGGCGACUUUGCCAGUCCACAAGAGGAAGUAAAGCAGCCCCCGAGGAGAAGGCGAAGAAGAGAGGGGAAAUGGGAUACGGCAGAGGAUGCCGUGUCACUCACGGAGCUGAAGGCAAAAACAUCAGAGGAAGAAAACAAAAAGAGACAAAAGAGACUAUAUAUAGGAAAUCUCCCAGCCGGAAUGAAGCUUGGGGACGUCGUUGAAUUCUUUAACGGAGCUUUGCUGGCCAUGGUGCCGUCUAACCAGACGACGAAGGACCCGCUGGUCUCGAAGACGGAGAUAUACAACCCGGAGCAGGGCUACUGCUUCCUGGAGUUUAAAACACCAGAGCUUACAGACCUGGCCUUUAAGCUGGACGGGAUCACCUGCAACGGCUACUCACUGAAGAUCAGGCGCCCGAUCGACUUCACGCAGGGCAACCAGCUCGAAGACACGAAAAUAUUCAUACAGAACGUCGCCACAGACGUGACGGAGGCGGAGCUCCGAGAGCUGCUGGAGAAGCACGGGAAGCUGAAGCUCUUCAAUCUGAUCAAAGACCCGAUCACAGGAGCAAGCAAGGGCUACGGGUUCUUUGAGUACGAGGACAGCAGAAGCGCAAAGAUGGCAGUUUUACACUUGAACGGACAAGCACUGAAGCAGAACGUGCUCUCAGUGAAGCACGCAGCCUUCGGCUACUUCGCCAGCGGAGGAAAGCCGAUCGACUGCAAAGCCUCAAACCUCCCGAACUCAAUAACACAGUCAAUAUUAAACAAUCCGCUGUUGGGACUGCAGUUGCAGAACAGCAAAAUAGUAGGAGCGAAGCCGACGAGAGUAGUGCAGCUGCUGAACAUGGUCUUCAGCGAGGACCUUUUGAGCGACUACAACUACAACGAAAUCGUAAGGCUGACGAAGGAGGAGGCGGGAAAGUACGGGGCCCUGGACGAGAUCGUGGUUCCGAGACCCAGCAAGGAUUUGACCUUCAAGAGCGGGGUCGGCAAGGUGUUUUUGAAGUACAAGGAGGUCCUGCACGCCAGAAAGGCCCAGCACAUGUUCAACGGACGAAUAUUUGACAAGAACAGGGUGGUGUGCGCAGCCUUUUAUCCGGAGGACAAGUACUCAAGAGGCGAGUACACUCUGAUAUAG